AUGGCACACUUGGAAAAGGAAGUCGAGUCAGGGACGUCGCCGGCUAUCAUGCCCGUGGAGUCUGGUCAUGAUGACAGUUAUGAUUUUUACAAGCAGAACCGAGGGAUUGAGUACACGGCAGAAGAAGCGAAGAAGACUUUGCGAAAAAUUGAUAUUCAGCUUAUACCUUUACUUUUCGUGAUAUACAUGAUCCAGUACCUGGAUAAAAACAGUAUCAACUUCGCUUCUGUAUACGGCCUCAAGGAGGGCACCCAUCUUAAGGGCCAGGAAUAUUCGUGGCUCAGUUCCAUCUUCUACUUUGGCUACCUCGUUGCCCAAUGGCCUGCAGGGCUGGCCCUGCAAAAACUCCCGGUCGGAAAAUUCCUAGGCGUCACAACUCUCAUAUGGGGUGGCCUCCUGAUGACUACUCCGGCAUGCCAUAAUUUCGCAGGCAUCGCCGUCAACCGCUUCCUCCUCGGUUUAGUGGAGGCGGUCGUGAAUCCUGGGUUCGUUCUUAUGAUGAGCAUGUGGUAUACAUCCAAAGAACAGCCCCUUCGCCUGGAAGCGUACUACUGCACCAAUGGCAUUGCCACGAUGUUCGGCGGGCUCAUCGGAUAUGCUGUCGGACAUAUCACCACAGGCCUUCCUAAAUGGAUGUAUGUGUUCCUCAUUUUCGGCGCUUUCUCAAUUGUCACCGGUAUCUUCGCCCUUUGGUUUCUCCCUGAUCUCCCAUCUACGGCGAAAUUUCUCACCCAGCGCGAGAGAGCCAUCGCUGUGGAGCGAGUGGCUGUGAAUCGACAAGGCGUCAAGAACCACAAGUUCAAGUGGUACCAAGCGUGGCAGGCUGCCAGGGACCCCAAGACUUGGCUGUUGUUUAUUAUGGCUGUUGGUGCCCAGGUACCGAAUUCAGCCUUGACCAGUUUUACUUCCAUCAUUGUCGGCUCCUUCGGCUUCGACACAUUGGGAACUCAAUACCUGCAGAUCCCCGGUGGUGCUGUGCAGUUUCUUACUCUCAUUUUGGGAGGGUUUAUUGCGACAAAAUAUGCCGAUAAAUUCCACUCCCGCACCGUCUGCAUGAUUGUCGCUAACUUGACAUGCAUCAUUGGGGCUGGACUGCUGGUCGGUCUUCCAAGCUCAAAUAAGUGGGGUCGACUAGUUGCUCUCUGGCUUUGCUAUUUCCAGGGCCUUGGAUUUAGUAUGGGACUGACAAUUGUCAGCUCCAAUGUUGCUGGAUACACCAAGAAACAGAUCACGGGAGCUGUACUGUUCACAGGCUACUGCGUUGGAAAUAUUAUUGGGCCACAGACUUUCAAGGACAGUGAGGCCCCCGGCUACCACAGUGCAUACGUCGCUAUGCUUGUGGGCUAUGCUAUCAAGUUUGUUGCAAUAGUGCUUUUGUAUGCCUACAUGUUUUGUGAAAAUAAGCGAAGGGACCGCGAGGCACUUGCUACCUUGGAGUCCGAGGAUGAUGGCGUUGAGAACGGAAUGCUGGACCAAACGGAAAUCGACAACAAAGCGUUCAGAUACGUGCUGUAA
This is a messenger RNA of Penicillium macrosclerotiorum, 1515 nucleotides long. Its product is annotated as putative MFS transporter. The transcript has 8 exons. Gene Ontology annotation, cellular component: plasma membrane. The record is from RefSeq and is a predicted model, not a curated record. Lineage: Eukaryota; Fungi; Ascomycota; Eurotiomycetes; Eurotiales; Aspergillaceae. Gene Ontology annotation, molecular function: dipeptide transmembrane transporter activity; allantoate transmembrane transporter activity. Gene Ontology annotation, biological process: allantoate transport; transmembrane transport; tripeptide transport. Bases 1 to 1515 code for a protein of 504 amino acids.